Staurois parvus is the source of this 343-nucleotide messenger RNA. The record is from the annotation of a GenBank genome assembly. Lineage: Eukaryota; Metazoa; Chordata; Amphibia; Anura; Ranidae.
AUAUAGUGAAUGCAGGGUCCGGGGAGAGCAGAUAUAGUGAAUGCAGUGGUCCGGGGGGAGACCAGAUAUAGUGAAUGCAGGGUCCGGGGAGACCAGAUAUAGUGAAUGCAGGGUCUGGGGAGACCAGAUAUAGUGAAUGCAGGGGUCCGGGGAGACCAGAUAUAGUGAAUGCAGGGUCCGGGGAGACCAGAUAUAGUGAAUGCAGGGUCCGGGGAGACCAGAUAUAGUGAAUGCAGGGUCCAGGGAGACCAGAUAUAGUGAAUGCAGGGUCCGGGGAGACCGGAUAUAGUGAAUGCAGGGUCCGGGGAGACCAGAUAUAGUGAAUGCAGGGUGCGGGGAGACC